Molecule: messenger RNA, 2867 nt
Organism: Lytechinus variegatus (green sea urchin)
Lineage: Eukaryota; Metazoa; Echinodermata; Echinoidea; Temnopleuroida; Toxopneustidae
Gene: gemin6
Product: gem-associated protein 6-like
Exons: 2
Coding region: 10-561 (183 amino acids)
Biological process (GO): spliceosomal snRNP assembly; spliceosomal complex assembly
Cellular component (GO): SMN complex; nucleus
Source: RefSeq, a predicted model, not a curated record
UGCCUGAAAAUGGCAGCGCCCAGUGAGGAAAACGUGAGCGUGGUGACGGGAGAUGAAUUCAGGCAAAUGGACCCCAUUGGUUUAAAAAAUAUGGUUUAUAAACGUGUUAAAAUUUGUGCGGCCAAUGAGUAUGAGCAUGAGGGAUGGAUUUACACGAUAGAUCCAGUUUCACUUAGCAUCAUCUUGGCCCAAUGUGAAAACUGCUCGCCUGAUGGAAAGCUCCCUCUAUCUGUCGUCAUGGGACAUAGCAUCACAGACAUCACUAUUCUGGACAAUGACACAACCAAGCACAAAGCUUUGCUUGAUAAACUCUUCAAAGACAACACCCAGACACAGUACCUGUCUGCGGGCGAACUUGCAAACCAGAAAGAAAAACUAAAGGAUUGGUUGAAACUUCAUAGAGUACCAGUGAAAGAAUGCGGAGAGGACAAUAACUCCUUGAGUAUUUCAGAUGUACUGGUGAUUGAGCCUCCGUACGAACCUGACAACUGCCUGUGCAAGAAUGAGAUCAUCUUGGCUCGUGUGCAGGCUCUCAUUAGGAACAUGGAUGAUGCAUCAUGACAUUGGAUAAUUGGAUUCCUCAGGUCUUCAAUUUUGUUUGCAGGACUUGCAAUUGUAUUGUUCUUUUACAUGAAUGUGACACCUUGGCCAGGACAUUUCCUGAAAGAAAUUUAGCAAUGUUUGCAGAGCUGUAUUUGAAGGACUGGCACAUGAAAGUUAUUAUAUUAGUGUGUCACCUGUAAAAGACAUGGACUGUAAUUGAACUUUAUGUACCAGAAGUUUUAUAAUUGCAGAACUGGGUUCAAGAGACUGGCAAGUCUGCAACAGGACAUUGACUAUAAGAACUAGCCACCCAUACAAACCACCAGAUGUCUGUGUUUAUUGGCAAGGUGAUGGGUAAAUUGAGAGAUAUAUACUCCCUUUUCUUUCUAUAAUUUGAUCGUUUCUAAUCUGUGUUUUCGCUGUUGAAUAUAAUAAAGACAAUAAUAAUCUUUUUCAUUUCAGUGAAUGAGACAAACUAUCACUUGUAUGCAAUGUGAUUCUUUACACAAUCUUUUCUCAGCUUCACUCUGGAAAGAUAGGGAUAUCCAAUUUCCACAGAAUUGAAAGUUUGUCCCAUAAGUUUGUCCCAUCACUCUCACUGAAAAUGAUUAUUUGUUUUAUUAUUUUUCUCAAUACUGUUCCUGUAUUUCCAAAGUUUCCAGAUUUUAUGAAGCAUCUUGAUAAAAAAAAUUUAGGAAAAAAUGUACUUGUAACUUGACAAAAAACUAGAAGUCUCCAUUAAAACUGUAGACGGGUAUUUGGUAACCGAUGCUUCCAUAUCUGAGCUGUCGAUGGAUAACUUUGUUAUCUCCAUGUAUGUUUGUUUUCAAGACCUUUUUAACAUUUUAUUGGCUUGAAGAGUUUCUGUUAUUUGAUAUUUUAUUUUAAAAAGGGACAAAAUGAAACAUUACAGAUACAUGUAUGCAAUAUAUUCUUACAGGAAAAUGGAAAUAUACACUUCUGUACACUUUAUCAGAAACAGGAUUGUGUUUUUAACAUUUUAGGGAAAAUUUGACAGAAAAUGAAAAUAUAAUGAAUUAAAAAUCUAAAAUUGCUACCAUACCUUCAUAGUUAUAGCUAAAUUAAAUGCUAAUUGCUAUAAAGCUUUUAGCUCUUCUUGUGGAUGCAAUUUUUAUAAGCUAAGAUUUCAUCUUGUAAAUAAAGGAAAUAUAUUUUUCAUCAAUGUGAAGGAAUAUGAACAAUUUUAAACAUCUUAAAAAUGGCAAAACAAUAUUUUUUCUUUAAUUUAAAAAGAGUUUAGGAUUUAGGAAUUGUUUGUAGAAGUAAAGUAGAACCGUCACAUUACAGUGUAACUUCACAGUAUAUUGACAAUAUUGUCAGCAAGUAUCAAUUACAAAUCUCCAUUCAUGAAGUAAUUUAUUAUUUUAUUUAAAGAGGAAGUCCACCCCAACUAAAAGUUUGUCAAGAUAAGAAGAAAUUUAUAUCAAACAUGCAUGAAAGCUUUAUAAAACUCAGAUAUUAAGUUAGGAAGUAGUGGCAUUUGAAAAUUAUGCAUAUUUUUCACAAAAAAUGUGUGCACAACAAAGUAAUGUAUACUUUGAGAAAUAUGAUGAUGACACACUUGAUAUUUCUUUUGUAUUUUGUUAAGUGAAUAUUUGCAGAUUUGACAAUGAGGAAUAUUUUCAUUGAAUCAGAAUAAGUUAAGAGUGGAAAUGCCACAUGCUUACAGAGCCAAUUCGCUGCACAUUACUAUGAGGAGAAAAUUAAAAUAAUCCAUGUCUCAUAAUAAUAAACAAAAAGAAAAUAGUGGGUGGGUGAUGUCAUCUGUUCCCUUACAUACCAACCAUGAUGUGCAUGUUUUUUAUAAAAUGAAGCAAAAUAUAAAAAUGUUUUUGCUCUAAUUUUACAUCAAAAUUUGAUUCAUUUAUUCAUAUCAUGUUCCUGUUUGACGGAGUUACCCAUAUUGUCACUACAUUACUCUCUAUUUUAUCUUUUCUCUCCCACCCCGCCCUCAUUUAAAUUUCUCCCAUUCUUCCCCUCUCUGUGUUUCCCUAUUGUUUUUUUUCUCUUGAUCUCCUCUUGUUAAAAAAAUGUUUUUAAUUGUAUAGUUGUACACAGCAACUGUAAAGAGCCAGUGUCAAUCACAAAAUGACCAAAUCUCAAGAUAGUUGACAACUUGAUAUGCACAAGUUCUUACCCCCACAUGUUUACAAUGAAACCCAUUUUGCUAUAUUUUUUUCCUCAUUUGUACUUGUAUAUUUGAAUAACCGAUUAUCCAAAGUGUAAACCAGUAGAAUUUAAUCCAUAUCUUGAAUGGAUUACAUUCCUUCUCUUAAUUGAUAUUGCUGUCUCAAUAAACAGUA